Messenger RNA from Symbiodinium sp. CCMP2456, 4589 nucleotides. NCBI's taxonomy places the organism in Eukaryota, Dinophyceae, Suessiales, Symbiodiniaceae. The record is from the annotation of a GenBank genome assembly.
AUGGACAUCGACCACCGUCGGAGCAAGCGGCAGCUGGAAGCAGCCUUGCGAGCCGAUGCCUCGGGCUGCGAUGUCACGCCGGUCCGCAAGGUGCGAAAGACAAACAGUGUGACACCGCCAGCGCCGAGGAAAGGGAUCCUGGGAAAGCCAAGGGAUCAGGGUUCCACGCAACUCAUCAGGUUGCCCCCGGCAGAGAGUGCGGACAAGCCAGAGGCCGAGGAGCACGCAGCCGAGGCCGAGCCGGUCAAGCCCCGGAAGCGCAAAGUGCAGUUGCAGAGCAAACGAGACAUACCGGUGGUGAAGACCAAGCAGUACUUGGCCAAUCGUGGUGUUACAUGGCCCGCAUGGAGACGCGCACACCUGGACUGCAGCAGAAUUCCGGGUUCGUGGCUUUGCGAGCAUGCCGACGGCAAGUACAACACUGGCUUCGUCCAGCUCCAAGAGCGACUCGUGGAGGAACUUGACAUCCAGUGCAAAGCCUGCCAGACGAUCUUGGACAAGUGCGGUGUCGAAUUGCAAGACUUGAAGGCCUUCCUCUUAGCAGACGCACCGGAGACGAGGUUCAAGCCUGUGCAGGGCGCUGCAGCAGAGCAAGUCGUCGACCUGGACACUGCUCAUGGAGCAGAGCAGCAGAUCGCAAUCCCGGCAAACGCGCCGCUCAGCUUGGAAGCCAAACGACGCAUGCGGCAGCAACUACCGCAGGACCUGUGCCAGGACCCCCGGCAGUUUCAUGUCAUGUACUCCGAGGAGCUUCAGCUGCUGGCCCCUGGACAGUGGGGCAAGAAGCUGCCGGUGAAGUGUUUGAUUUGCCGGCGUGUUCGGAAGGGUGAUGUCGUCUUUGAUCAAGGUGACGCGAGGAAGACCAAGUAUCUUUGGCAACAUGUGCUCUCGGCCGGCCACAUCAAUGCCCAAGAGGUACGCUCUGUCAGCCAUUCCGGAGGCAGUGCGGCUGUAACUCGUUCACUAAGACCACCUCCCAACAAUUGGUUCCGAAUGAGGUACGCUCAUUUGGCGAACUUGAACGACACGGCGCACGACGGGCACACGUACACUUUGGACUGCAAGACAGACGAUGUCAGCAUACGCCACAAGAACUGCUGCAAACGGGCUCUGUCCGAAGAAAUGUAUGGGUCAGAUUCAUGGAGGCUUUGCAAGAUGUGCCACGCCCUGGGGAGCGACAGAAACAUUCGCAAGUCCGUGCUGAAGAUGGAGUUCCGCCUCUUGGCAGUGCGACUCUUGCAAGCACGCUUUGGCCAUGGCCCAACCCCGGAUGAGGUCCUGGAGAUAGCCCAGAAGAAAGAGACAUGGCCGCAGCUACAGGAGUCUUUGGAAGAGCUCUGGCGACUGGACCUUGCAGAGCUCCUCCGUGUGCACUUUCCAACGUCUGUGGAGAGGCUGAGCCAGGCCAUGCAAGAGCUUCAUGCAAUGUCGGUAGCUCCUCUGCUGGCCUUGCCCGUGCACGCCAGUGCAAGCCGGAGCAUGGCAGAGACGCAGCUGGUGGCGCGAAGCCUGAAAGACAGAGAUCUGGUGAGUGUGUCCGAGACCUCGCUCAAAAUCGCUGCGAAAGCACAUUCUGGAACAUUGGAGGAGCAUCCGAUGGUGCAAGGCUUGCUGCUUGCUGUCCUAGAGCGCGCUGAACGCAACUCCAGAGGUGUGCCCUCGAUGCGUCACUUCCAACGCAGCGUUGCAGAAGAUGCCUUCUAUAGUGAAGCCUGCUUGGCGUUGGCGCUAGCGGGUGGAAACCAGAAAGUCUUUCAGCUCUUGGGUCUGAGUUGGGCACAAGUUCGCAUGCCGCUUACCAGCUUGCGUUCGCAGUCGCUGCCGGAUCCUUUCUGUGCCUACAAGUCGGAGGAGGUCCUGUCCAUCAAUGCCAGGCUCUUGAAAGAUGCCUUGCCCCCGCCGCCUGACCUCGACGUGGCCCGCUACCUCGUGGUGUCGUUCGACAACACGUACACCCAGCAAUCGCUGCUUCCUCUGGCUACGCGGAUGGGCCGUGGAUUGGUAGGCGGUUGCUUCAGCUUGACGGAGGACGAUGACAGGUGUUUCAUGAACAUUGCCCAGGACAGAGAAGAUGAGGUCUGGGAUGUCAAGAAGAUUCAGAGGGCGACCCAAAUGCUCGAGUUCCUGGCAUGGCACCCUACGGCAGGGCCCUCCUUCUCGGCUUGUGCCGUACCGAAUGCACACUGCGACAAGCAACAGAUGUUCCAAUUGGUUGGCCGCGUGAUGGAUGGUUUGAAGAGCGUCCGCUUCAUCUGCUCAGACAAUGCGCUGGAGCAUGUGUGGGUCAAGUCUUUCCUUCUGGGCCAGGACCCGCCCGUGCCAGAGCAUGUGCUGCAGGAGACAAGAUUUUUCAGAGACAUUACUUUUCGACCGCUUCCGAUGCACAGCCUGCCUCGGUUUCCCUUCAAAGGCGCAGUUCUGGAUAGUGAAACAAUUCACUAUCUGCCUGGCCCAGCGCAUGUCCAGAAGAACUGGACUCAGCAGGUGCGCGCAUGGAACCGAGCUCUUCAUUUCGGAAGGCUCCCAGUCGAUCACUCUUGCUUGUCGGAGCUGGGGCUGCCCCCAGCCCCGUUUUCAGGCUGUGAUCCUCAGUCCGACACAGAAGCCUGCAUGUUGCUGGACCCUUACUAUUGCGCAACGAACAUAGAGGCCGCAACUGUGCAGGUGCCAUGGUCGCUCUUCGGGUUCCUUUCCUUGAACGCCACUACGGCAAUGGCCUCCGCAUCUCUUCUCCACAGUUCCAUGCCAUCCAGCGACCGUUGCUACAAUGCGCUGUCUUCUUACGUACUUCUGGAUUUGGCUACCAUGUACCGCGACGACGCGUCUCAGAUUUCCGGGCAGCCCGCGGACCUUUGCUUUCUGCACACCACGACCGUGAAGAAUCUGCAACAGUUGUGCGGCUCCGCCGUGCUGCUGUGCUUGGGAGCGCCGGCUGGCUUCACCGUCAAGCGGACAAGAUUGUCCGAAAUCCGGAUCGAGCAGUACUUCUCCUUGCUCCGGCGUCAGUUCAGCAACUCGCAAAUGAGCAUUCGAGAUUAUGUCCUCGCAUCAGCUCGGCAGCAUCGCCGGCACCUCCAAGAAGUCCGCCGAGGCCAAGCAACGCAGGCCGAUGUUGGGGAGGCAUUGCAUCCGCUGAGCGCCGAGGAGUUCAGCACAAUCUCGCAGCAUGCCUUGCAGUCUUCGAUGGAAUUCUUCUCUCUUUGCACGGGGGAGCCCGACGAUUUCACGAACUUCACGGAGCUCGAGGACGAUGUGGAGCCACAAGAAGAUGUGUUGCCGGGUGGCACGGCAGCCGACAAGGCGGCAUUGGAGUUGGCAACUCAGCUGCGUGCCAGGGAAAGCCUCGACAAGGAGGACCCGGUUGCCCCUCCAGGACCCGUUCCCGCAGAGUGCUCCCGGAAAGACGUGCCGGACAAGCAGCAGCUGCUGGAUUUGUGCACCAGCGACGCAGCUCUUCCGAUUGCUGCUGCGAAGGGUGACCCGAGCACCUUGAAGGGAGUGCUGGAGCAGGCGACCCGAAGAUUGGGCCACGUGCCGACCGAGUUCGCUCACAUCUCCACGGAGUUGUGGCAGCUGCUCCGUCACCUGCGUGCUUUUCCACACGGCUGCGAUGCUCUCCACCUGAAGCACAAGCCGCCCACAGAGAAAAUUCGCAAGCUCAAUUGGCAUCAGUGGAUGGAGAGGGAGGCGGCGCUCUUGAAAGAGUGCCCCAACACCCGGACAGGCCGAUUGGCGAGCUGGCGGUAUCUAGCUAAUAAGGCCUGCAGCACAUUGUCCACCGAGGUCCCGGAGACUAUCGACUCAGGCGACUGCAUCCUCGUGCAAUCCCCGGCUACAGACUGUUGGGUCCCGGCUGUUGUGUUGACAGUGUGGAGAAACGCUAGCAAGCAGAUCCGUCCCAGCCCGUGCCAGUUGCCCAUCAGUUCUCUGCGAGGCUUACGCUGUGUCGAGCUUGCCUGUGUCGGCGACAACACGUAUGAGUGCGGUGCAUUUUCACCAUGCUUCAAGGUGCCUUUGGAGCGCAUUUGCUGCGUGCUUGCCAUCAAGAAGUAUGAUGCUUCCCACCACCGGUUUCGCGUGACAUUGACAACGCCAGCAGCCAGAGCAGUGACGACGUCCAGCAAAGCACCAGUCUUCCCAGAGCGGUUCUUGAAGUGCUCUGCUGCCGCCGACGUCGUGGAGCAGCCGGUGCCGCCAGCAGCGCCGUGCAAAAAGAGCAAUGCCAAGCGCGCCGUGAAAGAAGAGAUCCCCGCUCGAGCAGAGAACUUUACAAGGUUCCAGGCCGGUCACAAGCUGAUUAGGCAGGAGCUCACGAAGUUGCGAGACCUUGAGGACAAGCUCUUUACCGAAGACCCUUCGUUCGACGCUUCGGAUGUUUGCACGCAGGGCUCCGCGCAGCUUUCCUGGUCCCAUGUUUUGGAGUAUGCGCCCGAGUACUUCUCCCGGCACUUCUCCCAGUUCCGCGGCAAGACUUUUGGCAAUGCCAUGUGGGCUUGGAUGGACCGUGCGGCAAGGGAGAUGAAGACCGGCAAGCGAAUGGAGUGGAAAAAACUUCUUGCAGAGCUUCCGCAGAUCUCUGCAGGACUUGA